CCGAUUCUGGUAAUCUCCUCUAUCGUCCGUACCCUUUUGAACCGUUUCAUAUAUAAAAUGUCUCUCACACAAACCCAUUUAUAAGCCCUCAAACAAAAACACACACAGGUCAGAAGAAUUAAACCUCAUCAGAAGAUUAAACAGAGAGUUCUAAUAUACAGAGCGAGAAACUAUAAUCAGAGAUGGGUGAGGAAUUUCAAGCUGGGAUUUGUGGUGGGAAUAAUUACUGGUGGAUCAAUAACAACAUGAUGAUGAACUCAACAACGCGAAGUGUUUUCCCUUCGAUGCUGAGUUCAUCUCCGUGUUCUGUGCUCACAGCUAACCACGAUCUUUCUGGAGGAGGCGGAGGUAUGAUUGGCUACAGCACAUGGCAGACGGAUACGGUGGACUUGAAGGCCCCAGACACCGCGGAGGCGACGGCGCCGGCCACCUCUCUGGGGUUUCUCGAUGCAACCACGACGACGAAGCCACUGCUUCAGAAUCAUCAUCAUCAUCAUCAUCAUCAGACUGCAGAACCUGAUAUUGCAGACAAUCAUCAUAAUAAUGGUUCUAUCUUGAUGGAUUCCUCUUCUUUGGAAAUGAUCAUGGGUUGGAAUCAUUCUCUCUUCGGCAAUUCUGUAUCACAAAGCCAAGAUCAGAAGAGAGAGAUGUCGAUGAAGAAUCAAGAUUUAUGUGGUGGUGGUAAUUUCUCAGUUGGGUCAGUUCCAGUUUCUUCAAGUUCGACGUUGAUUCAAAGUUUGUAUGAUAUUCCUCAAGCAGCACAGUCACUUUUCACCAACCCUCCUAUACCACAAUCAUCUUCCAUGGCCUAUUCUUCAAGUACAUCAAAUAAUUAUGGCGCAAUAUCUAAUUCCACUGAUCAAUUCAUGCCUUCACCAACUACUACUACUACUACUUCGUCUUCUUCUUCUUCUUCUUCUUGGUCCAGACCCUCUAAUAAUAACAAUCCCUUCUUGAAGUCUAGUGGUGGUGGCUUGCACUUUUCUAACUGUACUCCUUUCUGGAAUGCUUCUGCUGAAACAACACCCCAUGUUUUUGCUCCUUUAAUUACUGAGAAACCCAAUUUCACAAGCUCUCUCGUACCCAAGCCCAAGAGAGAAGAAGUUUCGGAGUCGGCAAAGAAAGGUUCGUGUGAACCUGCAAUCAAGAAGCAAAGGAUUGAAACCCCAUCGCCAUUACCAACUUUCAAGGUUCGGAAAGAGAAGCUAGGGGACCGAAUCACUGCUCUUCAGCAAUUGGUGUCGCCUUUCGGAAAGACUGACACUGCAUCUGUUCUUCACGAAGCCAUCGACUACAUCAAGUUCCUGCAUGAACAAGUCAGUGUUUUGAGCACUCCUUACAUGAAAAAUGGAGUUCCCAUCCAACACUGCCAGCAGGGUUGUGAAGUGAAGGAGUCAUCGGAAGGGCCAAAACAAGACUUGAAAAGCCGAGGGCUGUGUUUGGUUCCUAUUUCAAGCACAUUCCCAGUGACAAACGAAACACCUGUGGAUUUCUGGACGCCGUCAUUUGGAGGGACACUCAUCAGAUAAAACAACUAAUUAAUUAAACCCCCAAGAAAAAAAGAGGGUAAUUUUAUGAAGAGAGACUUAGUUAUUAUUAUUAUCAUUAUCAUUAUUUUCCUGAGCAGGUUGAGUAUUUUCACUAUUAAAUUCCCACAACUGAUUAUAUAUAAUAAUCAUGAAUUCAGUGAAUUCAAUAGUCCAAAUACUCACACCCCAAUUAGUCAUAUUUUCAUAAAAUUACCCCUUAUAUAUAUAUAUAUAUUUAUCUCUCUGGUUAAUUAAUUAGAGUUUGGGAACAAAAACAAAAGAAAAGAAAUGAGGAAAAGUAAAUGGCCAAAGACUUGGAAGGAGACUGAAGAGAAAAAAGCUGAAGAGAACAAAAGGAAAAGCAGCGAGGAAAGGAAAGAAAAGGAAGUGACCCUUCAAUGCUGGGCCAGGUACAAGCGCGUAUAUGAGAAUGAUGUAGGGACUACCAAAUGAUUAAUUAUAUAAAUCUUUUAUGUAUUAGCUCAGCUAGCUAGGUGCUUUAUGAAUAACACAGGGUAUUAUAUUUGGUGUUAAUUAGUAUAAUUUAUUUUAAGGGGCAGGAACAAGUUUAAAUUCAGCUGGAUUUCACAUUAUUUGUUAGAUUAUUAUGUAUUAGACAUUUUGAUUUUCUUUUUUUGUGGGUUCAAGUGUUUUGUUAGCUAGAGAGAUUUUAUGUGUAAUCAUAUAGCUGAAUUUAGCAGAAGAGGCUAGUAUAUGGCUUUUGUUCCUGUUUAUUAUACAACAUUAUUAUCAUAUCUAAUGUAUUUUUGCACCGUUAAUUAAGUUUAGAGCUUUUUUGCUCGAAAAAAUAA
Neltuma alba is the source of this 2341-nucleotide messenger RNA. Its product is annotated as transcription factor bHLH112-like. The coding region runs from base 183 to 1529 and encodes 448 amino acids. Gene Ontology annotation, molecular function: RNA polymerase II cis-regulatory region sequence-specific DNA binding; DNA-binding transcription factor activity, RNA polymerase II-specific; protein dimerization activity. Gene Ontology annotation, cellular component: nucleus. Gene Ontology annotation, biological process: regulation of transcription by RNA polymerase II. NCBI's taxonomy places the organism in Eukaryota, Viridiplantae, Streptophyta, Magnoliopsida, Fabales, Fabaceae. The record is from RefSeq and is a predicted model, not a curated record. The transcript has 7 exons.